UAAAGAAGAGCCUGCUUUCGAUGUAGAAUUCCUUCCACAUUCACCCGCUUGUACAUACUCGGCCGGAACAUGAGAGUUCUCAAGAAGGGCCUAAGCUAUCUCGUUCUUCUCUUUGCUUCGAUAAUGGUGUCAACAGCGGUUGCGAGAAUCCAAUACCAUGAUUUCGUAGUCCAAGCGACGUCUGUGAAGAGGCUAUGCAGGACGCGAAGAACUAUAACUGUGAACGGGCAAUACCCCGGGCCUACCUUAGAAGUUAAUGACGGAGAUACUCUUGUGGUCAGUGUGGUUAAUAGGGCUCGUUACAAUGUCACCAUCCACUGGCAUGGGAUAAGGCAGAUGAGAACAGGAUGGGCCGAUGGACCGGAAUUUAUAACGCAGUGUCCCAUUCGACCGGGAGGAAGUUACACCUACAGGUUCACCAUUGAAGGACAGGAGGGUACGCUUUGGUGGCAUGCGCACAGUUCUUGGCUUAGAGCCACCGUCUAUGGUGCUUUGAUCAUCUAUCCAAGACAAGGAUCUACCUAUCCUUUCACAGAGCCUAAGCGCGAGACCCCCAUUCUGCUUGGUGAAUGGUGGAAUGCGAAUCCCAUCGAUGUAGUAAACGAGGCGGCUCGAACAGGAGGAGCUCCAAAUGUAUCAGAUGCUUAUACUAUCAACGGUCAGCCUGGAGAUCUUUACAGCUGCUCUAGUUCAGAAACCAUUGUAGUCCCAAUAGAUAAAGGUGAGACGAGCCUCCUCCGGGUCAUCAAUGCUGCGCUCAAUCAAGAGCUCUUCUUUGCCGUGGCCAACCACCGGCUCACUGUGGUUGGCGCUGACGCGUCCUACUUGAAGCCCUUCACCUCAUCUGUGAUCAUGCUCGGACCGGGCCAGACCACUGAUGUUCUGAUCACUGGAGACCAACCCCCGGCUCUUUACUACAUGGCUGCGCGGCCCUACCAAAGCGCUCAAGGUGCUCCCUUCGACAAUACGACGACCACGGCCAUUCUCGAGUACUUAUCCGCCCCUUGCCCGUCUAGGGGCAUGCCGAGUACACCUAUGAUGCCCACUCUCCCAGCUUUCAAUGACACGGCCGCGGCCGCGGCCUUCACUCAAAACUUGAGAAGCCCCAAUAGCGUUCCUGUACCCACCGAUAUUGAUGAGAGCCUCUUCUUCACCAUCGGUCUAGGGCUCUUCAAUUGCCCGUCGAAUUUCAGAACCGACCAAUGUCAAGGCCCGAACGGAACCCGCUUCACAUCUAGCAUGAACAACGUGUCGUUCGUUCUUCCUUCCAGCUACUCCAUCCUACAGGCUUACCAUCAGAAAAUACCUGGGGUGUUCACGACGGAUUUCCCCGCGGUCCCGCCCGUGCAGUUCGAUUACACAGGUAACGUCAGCCAGUCACUCUGGCAACCCGUUCCUGGAACCAAAGUGUACAAGUUGGAGUACGGGUCGAACGUGCAGCUAGUGUUACAAGAUACCAGUAUAGUGUCGGGCGAAAAUCACCCAAUCCACAUUCAUGGCUACAACUUCUACGUGGUGGCCGAAGGGUUCGGAAACUUCAAUCCCGCGACCAACACCGCCAAGUUUAACCUUGUCGACCCUCCCAUGAGGAACACGGUAGGAGUACCGGUGAAUGGGUGGGCAGUCAUCAGAUUCGUCGCCGAUAAUCCCGGAGUGUGGAUAAUGCAUUGUCACUUGGAUGUGCACAUCACAUGGGGUCUUGCAAUGGCAUUCCUGGUAGAGAAUGGAAUUGGAGAGUUGCAAUCCAUAGAGUCUCCGCCAGAGGAUCUACCUCCUUGUUGAAGAACAAUAUCCCCAGAGGAACAAAAUUGCCCGAGUCGAGAAACUUGUU
Molecule: messenger RNA, 1831 nt
Organism: Rhodamnia argentea
Lineage: Eukaryota; Viridiplantae; Streptophyta; Magnoliopsida; Myrtales; Myrtaceae
Product: laccase-12-like
Exons: 6
Coding region: 70-1782 (570 amino acids)
Biological process (GO): lignin catabolic process
Cellular component (GO): apoplast
Molecular function (GO): copper ion binding; hydroquinone:oxygen oxidoreductase activity
Source: RefSeq, a predicted model, not a curated record